Messenger RNA from Beauveria bassiana ARSEF 2860, 822 nucleotides. RefSeq lists its product as uncharacterized. Gene Ontology annotation, cellular component: core mediator complex; mediator complex. Bases 1 to 822 code for a protein of 273 amino acids. Gene Ontology annotation, molecular function: transcription coregulator activity. The transcript is spliced from 2 exons. Gene Ontology annotation, biological process: termination of RNA polymerase II transcription; regulation of transcription by RNA polymerase II. The record is from RefSeq and is a predicted model, not a curated record. Lineage: Eukaryota; Fungi; Ascomycota; Sordariomycetes; Hypocreales; Cordycipitaceae.
AUGUACGAGGUCUUCUUAACAAGCGUCGUGGAAGAUGCCGAUUUCACGUCGGCAUGCUCUGUUCUCGAGGGGCUGUGCUCCAUGAAAGCGUGGGAAUCAAUCGUGCGCGUCACCUACUACCAAGGACCCCAAAGGCCGGCUGGCCUCUCAAAUCAAACGUCAAUCGAGAAGCCCAUACGCAAAAACGUCGCACCGCUCUGGCGAGAGCUGCACCAAAAUCUCAGUCGUCAAUCAUUCAUCAUUCAGGCCCGCUACGAGGUUCUCAAGGACAGGGACUUUGGGGAGACUGCGAAGCCCAUGGAGCUGGAUGCGACGCCAGGCAUCCUCCGCUGGGCCGACUUUCCCGAUCCUGCUCACGGAAAGCCGCUUCUGACGCAGCGCAAGAUGGUAGAACUAUGGGACCAGCGUGCCCUUCCUUCAUUAUUAAGAGAAAACCAGCACAGAUUCAAAGGAGAGAUGAUAGAAGAGACGUAUCGAUUCUUCAGAGAUGAAGUCGAAUUCUCCCUUACCAAGCAGUAUUUCUUACACCCCAUCGAAGGACAAGGCGUGGUCGCCCCAACCGCGCAGCUGCCAGCUUGGGACAAGCUUACGCCUGUGGACAUGCAAAGGCGCUGGAUCAUGCAAGUCCGGACGCAUGUGCUGCAAGACAAUAAGCCCGAUGAGAUUCGAAAAGCACAAGACAAGCUCAUGGCGUUGCGCAACGAGUUGGAUGGAGUGUUUGACUUUCGCACCAUCGACAGAAAGGUGCACGAUACGCGGAUAGCGAUGCGCCAACAAGGCGUACAAGCGCUGCCACAGAAGGUUAUGAUCGGGAAGAAUUAA